Ipomoea triloba (trilobed morning glory) is the source of this 3425-nucleotide messenger RNA. RefSeq lists its product as uncharacterized. The record is from RefSeq and is a predicted model, not a curated record. NCBI's taxonomy places the organism in Eukaryota, Viridiplantae, Streptophyta, Magnoliopsida, Solanales, Convolvulaceae. The transcript has 5 exons. Bases 294 to 3140 code for a protein of 948 amino acids.
UGUUCCGCUCACAAUCACUCAAGGAUUCGGCUUCACAACUCAAAGCGAGUCUUCUUCCCCCUCCAAAUUCUGUGCGAGUAGAAAGCUCUGCUACUGUUACAAAUUCCAAGGGAGGAAGGGUUUUUGUAACGUCUCCGAAAUUGGGGGUGGUUGACUUGAAUUACGUUUUGGCUGAAGGAAAUAGUGUGGUUAUGUAAGCAAAUUAAACCCUAAUCGGAAGUUCCAUCAGUUCAUAUUGGUGGAUCUAGGGCCGUUGGGGAUAUGUAAAGUUUGAAUAGGAAAUUGAUUCGGAAAUGAGUGGCGAAGAGAGUCAAACUGAUUAUAUUGGGGCCAUGCUUGGGGUGAAUGUGGAGUCCGGAGUAGAUGAGAGUUGUUGUUUGAAAGAUGGUAGUGGAAAUCUAAAUGCUCAUGUGACUGGAAUGCAACCUAGAGAGGCGGUAAUGCAGCCUUUGAUGGUUGGGGAAGUAUUGCAGGAUGGUUAUGUAAGGGAAGAGGAUGGAAUUUUUGAAGUUGAGGUAAAGAUGGAUGGUGAUGAAUAUCUAGGUGUGGGUGGUCAGGACGGAGUUCCGAAUCCUACUAUGGAUUUGAAUACACAGCGGAUGUUUGUAGGUGAAGUUUCUGUAAAUGGGGUUGGAAAUGAAGGAACUGGAAUCGAUUCUGCUGGUAGUAUUGAAGUAGUUGGCUCAAAUAGCAUGCGAAGCAGGGUAAGUCAGGGACAGUUGAUAACUAUACAGCCUGCAUAUGCAGAAGAAAUGGAUAUUAAUCACAUUGCUCUGAUUCCGAGAAGUCGUGAGGAGGAGUCUAGAACAGAGGAAGAAGGGCAGUUUUAUGUGUCUGAUCUAGUGUGGGGCAAGGUGAGGAGCCAUCCUUGGUGGCCGGGGCAGAUAUUUGAGCCUUCUGCUGCAUCACAGAAAGCCAUGAAAUAUUUUAAGAGAGACAGCUACUUAAUAGCCUACUUUGGGGACCAAACAUUUGCAUGGAAUGAAGUGUCACAGAUAAAACCCUUUAGGAUGUACUUCAACCAAAUGGAGAAACAAUCCUCUAUAGAAUCCUUCUGUCAUGCUGUGAAUUGCUCAUUGGAUGAGGUUUCUCGAAGAUUUGAGUUUGGGCUCUCCUGCUCAUGUGUGCCAAAGGCUGUGCGAUGUAAAUUUGAAUCUCAGAGUGUUGCCAAUGCUGGCAUUCGAGCAGAAUCAAGUCAAAGGGAUGGUGGCGACAAACUGUCAACUGUGGCCUCUUUCUGGCCUGGAGCACUUCUUCAAUGUUUGAAGUCAAUAGCAACAUCCCCAUGCUGUGUGGUUGAUAGACUAGGAUUUGUGGUGGCAAGAUCUCAGCUGCUGGCAUUCAGCCGUUGGAAGGGUUAUUAUGAGCUACCUGCAGUGGAAGAGUUUCGUGGUCUGGACGGAUCAGUUCUGGAUUUGACUGAUAAUGCCAGUAUUGCAACUGGAAAAAGGAAGUCAACCAUCAGAGGUCCUUAUCGGAAGCGUAAACUGUGGUCAAAGGAUAAUGGCUGCCUUGAGAAGAAUGGAACAUUGAUGUUUGGCAAUAUUUCAAGUUUGCCUGAUGGUGGCAAGGACUAUAUGGAUGAAUCUGAUAGGCAGAUUAACAUUUCUUCUAGUAAUAGCCAAAAACCAAGUGACUUGAUAUUGAGUGAGCUUAAAGUAAAGAGAAGAAAGAAACUAUUGCCUUCAGGGACUGGAAGUAAUAAGUCAUCACCACCAAGGAAACAUCUUAAGAUUGGGCAGCGGAUACAGAGGCCUGCUGUUCAACUUGGAGGAUCAACUACAGUUAUCAAGCCCGGAGUAGAGUUCCUUUCUUUAGACAAUGUACUCUUAAACCUUUCCUUGGCUGCCAAAGAUCCCACUAAUGGGUAUCACAUUUUGGCUCCAUACACCAAUAUUUUCUCUGGCUUAAGGAAAUUUAAAUCUUUGGAAACUUCCAAGUUAAAAGAUCAGGAAGUUUUAGUUCAAAAGUGCAGAGGAGAAAGCUCAUUGAAUUAUGAAACAACUGAAUCACCUGCACUUAAUGGCAUAGAAGAUUCAUAUUGGACUGAUAGAAUUAUUCAAGGGAACCUUGAAGAGCAGGUGUUAUAUGAGCCUGAAGACCAAAAUGAAAAGAUAAUUCCUGUAGGCCAGUUAGAUGCUGUUUUUGGUCUCAACCUAGGUGCAGACAAACGAGAAAGAGUUGGUAUACUUAUGCAUUCAGAAGCUGAAGAUCCAUCUGGUUUCAUUGAUGGACAACAGAACCUUGAAGAGCAGGUGUUAUAUGAGCCUGAAGACCAAAACGAAAAGAUAAUUCCUGUUGGUCAGUUAGAUGCUGUUUUUGGUCUCAACCCAGGUGCAGACAAACAAGAAAGAGGUGCUAUACUUAUGCAGUCAGAAGCUGAAGAUCCAUCUGGUCUCGUUGAUGGACAACAGAACCUUGAAGAGCAGGUGUUAUAUGAGCCUGAAGACCAAAAUGAAAAGAUAAUUCCUGUUGGUCAGUUAGAUGCUGUUUUUGGUCUCAACCCAGGUGCAGACAAACAAGAAAGAGGUGCUAUACUUAUGCAGUCAGAAGCUGAAGAUCCAUCUGGUCUCGUUGAUGGACAACAGAACCUUGAAGAAGAUCCAUCUGGUCUCGUUGAUGGACAACAGAACCUUGAAGAACAGGUAAUAUUUGAACCUGGAACUGAAGAUGAGAAGAAUAUUCCUGUUGGUCAACCAAAUGCUGUUGUUGGUCUCAACCCAGGUGCAGACAAUCAAGAAAGAGCCACCAUCAUUGUGCUGUCAGAACCUGAAGAUCCAUCUGGUUCUGCGGAUGGAGGAGCUGAGGAAGAUUGUCCUACUGAACUGAUUCUCAACUUUAAAAACCUGGAAUCUGUUCCCUCAGCAGCAGAUCUAAAUAAAACAUUUAGCGAGUUUGGUCCUCUUGAUGAGUCUCAGACUGAAGGUAUGCACAAGACCAAGCGUGGAAAAGUUGUGUUCAAGAGGCGCUCUGAUGCCGAAAUUGCUUUCGGCAGCGCUGGUACAUGUAGCCUUUUUGGGCAUUCGCUUAUCAGCUACCGCCUUAACUAUGCUCCUAGGCCACGCAAAGUUCCUGUUUCAAACCGUAAAAGAAAGAAAACUCUAUCAUCCACAGAAAGCAAUGACAUCCAAAGUUUUUAAGUGGGAUGACUUAGCACAGUAGCCUUUGUUGCUAUAUAUUUUUGUGUCCAUAGUUGGAAUUGAAGAAUCCUGUUCACUUGGCUAUUACAUACACUGAUGUAGGUUAGUAUUACGUGCUGAUGAGAGUAAUUAGUUAGUUAAGAGCUGAUUACCCUUUAUGUUUGACCAGGAGCUGUAGUUUUAGUAACUACUUUUCUUUCUUUUUCUUCCUUGAAGAAUUUUAUUUCUUUUUCUAUUUUAUUUGCCUCCUUGAUUCUGAAUUCUGAAUUCAUUAUUAUCAUACAA